UCUGCAUAGUGCGUGUUGUGUGCACACGCCACACGCCAGCGGCGAAGUAGAGCUAGUUGAGUUUGAGUACAAUUUAUAGACCCGGGGGGGUUGCCGCUGCCGUUGCCUCUGUUGUAUAUAUUUUUCGCGAGUCGUUUGGCCUACGCCAACAUAUAAAAUACCACCAACUCAAUAAUCUCGAUAGCAAAUAAUACAGUUUGCCCUGCAUCACCGAUAUCACGAUAUCGUAAUCGUCAGCCACGAUGAUCGUCACGUUGAAGAAUCUCCAGCAGCAGACGUUUACCAUCGAGAUCGAAUCCUCGCAGACGGUUAAAGAACUCAAGGAUAAGAUCGAGACGCAAAAAGGUUUCCCUGCUCUCUACCAGAAGCUCAUCUACGCCGGAAAAAUAUUAGUCGAUGAACAGCCUCUAAGCGAGUACAACAUUGAUGAAAAAAAAUUCAUUGUUGUCAUGGUAUCAAAGCCCAAGGCUACAUCUGAAGCAAGUUCUAGCGUAGAUAAAAGUGCCGAAUCUGAGAGCAAGGACAAAGAACCUAAAAGUUCGCCUGAAGUAGCUACCACCACACCAACAACAACACCUUCAACCCCCACAGUAGCAGCAGCAGUUAGUACACCACCUUCAACACCAGCAACUCAAACCAGCGCACCAACUAGGCCCACAGAAAGCAACUUGUCAACGGAUACCGCUACCACUGGUGGAUUUGCCCAAGCAGAAAGUGUCUUGUUGGUUGGAGAAGAAUACAAUGACAUGGUGAAAAGAAUCAUGGAUAUAGGGUAUGGAAGAGAGCAAGUGGAACAGGCCUUGAGGGAAAGCCACAACAAUCCAGACAGAGCGGUCGAAUAUUUAUUAGGAGGUAGUCCUCCAACAAGUUCACAAGAUGAGGACCAAGAUCCUUUGGCUUUUUUGCGUUUACAACCACAAUUUCAUAAUAUGAGACGAGUUAUUCAGCAGAACCCUCAAUUGUUAAAUCCUGUUCUUCAACAAAUUGGAUCAACAAAUCCUGCACUUUUGCAACUCAUAUCACAAAACCAAGAAGUUUUUGUUAGAAUGCUUAAUGAGCCUAGUGAAACGACUGGCGGUAGCAGUUCAGUUCCUGCAUCAGCUGCUUCUGAACUAUCUCAAGGAGGACUGCUUGGCAGUGGUGGGGGUCUAAGUUUAGCUGGAUCACCUGAAGUUAUGCAAAUCACACCACAAGACAAAGAGGCUAUAGAAAGACUAAAGUCCAUUGGGUUCCCAGAAGAUCUUGUUGUUCAAGCCUACUUUGCUUGUGAGAAGAAUGAAAAUCUUGCCAUUGAGUUUAUGCUGCAAACUGAAAAAGAGUAAAGCACGCGUUUAGCACGAACCGUGGGUGGGGUGCUACAUUAUAAAAUGGAGUGAUAUAUUGUUAUUAUCGGUCCGAACAUUUUACUCCUUUAUCAUACAUUCAUCGGUAAAGAACAACUUUAUUAUAUAAAAAAGAAAAAGAAAAAAAAGAGUAAAAAAUAAAUAAACUUUUUAUUUGAAGUACUAAUCGUUUUAAUUGAAAAUGGGAAUCAUUUUAUUGGCGUUAGAAAGAUGAGUUUGACUGUAACAGUCUUUCUUUGCUUUUUAUCAAAAGUUAUUGUUACAAAAAAAAAAAAAAAAAUUUAGCUUAAUGGAAAUAAUAUAUUAUCAGAUGAAAUUGAAGUAAAUUCGAUAAGAGUCACUGGGAAUGCAAGAUUAUAUUAGUACAUUUCGUGGAUAACGUUGCGCAUGUGUCAGUUUUUAUAUAACAUAAAUUAAUGGCAUACUUGUUCUUGUGUUCAAAUAACGUGUGACUCAACGUAAUAGUGUAUCUGUACAUACAUAUAUAUAUACAUAUAUACAUAUAUAUCUUGCAUUUUCGUGGAUUUUAUCUACACCUUUCUAUGGUACUGUAAAAUACAAAUUUCAAGAUACGAGCGUGCAUAAAUAUUGCGUUAAAAAUAAAGCAGCUGCAUACUUAUGUAAGGCUAUGCGAUCGUACAUGCGCUUUGUAAUAUUUACUAUGUCGGAAUGGAACAUUUCACUGAUUUAACUACUAUUUAAAAGUAGUUAUUUUUCUAAUGCUCUGCUUUUAAGUAAAUAUAUCAAUUAAGUUAACUGAAUGACUAAUUUUUUAUUUAAUGAAAUUAAUUUUGCCUUACAUUUGAUAACUCUUUAAAGGAAAGUUCCGUUUUCAUAUUAACCCAUUUGAAAAGAACAAAACUUAGGAUGGUUGUGCUAACGUCUUAUUAAUAUUUAAAAAAACGAUAUAGGCUGCAUUACCAUACUUUUGUACAAAUAGCCAGUAAGAUUUUACCAACCAGGUGUAGUAUACAUCUAUAAACUAUUAACUGGGAAUGUUAAGGAGCUUUUUUAAAAAAUAUGGUGUAUGGAAAAUAAAAGGACAAAAGAAUAACAGAUACGGUUAACUAUAAUUAAGUGCAUUCUCACAAUAAUAUGAUAAUACUGAAAAUGCUCUUAAAAAAAAAAAAAAGUUAUCAACCAACUAAAUGUUAUUAAUUAA
Copidosoma floridanum is the source of this 2505-nucleotide messenger RNA. It is a transcript of the gene Rad23, whose product is annotated as UV excision repair protein Rad23. Gene Ontology annotation, cellular component: nucleoplasm; cytosol. The record is from RefSeq and is a predicted model, not a curated record. Lineage: Eukaryota; Metazoa; Arthropoda; Insecta; Hymenoptera; Encyrtidae. Gene Ontology annotation, biological process: proteasome-mediated ubiquitin-dependent protein catabolic process; nucleotide-excision repair. Gene Ontology annotation, molecular function: ubiquitin binding; polyubiquitin modification-dependent protein binding; proteasome binding.